Molecule: messenger RNA, 2427 nt
Organism: Brassica napus (rape)
Lineage: Eukaryota; Viridiplantae; Streptophyta; Magnoliopsida; Brassicales; Brassicaceae
Product: probable methyltransferase PMT1
Exons: 8
Coding region: 337-2157 (606 amino acids)
Cellular component (GO): cytoplasm; trans-Golgi network; endosome
Molecular function (GO): methyltransferase activity
Source: RefSeq, a predicted model, not a curated record
UCAAUGCAAAGCAAAUUGUUAAAUGGUUAAACUUAACGACAGUGGCGCUAUCUUCACUCGAACUCUCGCUCUGGCUGCAGCUGCUGCUACCACCACACCAAAAAGCAAGGAAGAGAAGAAGAAAGUUCGUUUCUUUUCUUUCCCAAUAUAGAACGAACCAAACUCCUUAGAUCCGAUUCUCACUCCCAUCUCCUCUUCUCUCUCUCUCUCUCUCUCUCUCUCUCUCGAUUCUAAAAGCUAUUCAUCUUGGAUCUGUUCGUCCCUCCAAAUCUAAGAGCUACUGUAGAAUCUCACGUUUCGGAACUUAAUACAUAAAAGAAAGAAAGGCGGAAGGCAAUGAGGGGAAGAACAGAGGGAGGGAAUAAGAAGAAGCCAGUGAUUGUUCUGCUCUGCGUUGCAGCGGUUGUACUUGUUUUUGUCUACCUCUUCUUUGGCUCCACUAGCCAUGCUAUUGAGUACGGGAGGAAACUUGGGUUGGGUGGUGAUAAUGAUGAUGCUACCAAGAAGGAAGACGCUUCUACCUCCUUUUAUGUUGACGAUGACGCCAACGGCUUCACUCCAAGAAGCUUCCCUGUGUGUGAUGAUCGACACUCGGAGCUUAUCCCUUGCUUAGACAGGAACCUCAUUUACCAAAUGAGAUUGAAGCUGGACUUGUCUUUGAUGGAGCAUUAUGAACGCCACUGUCCUCCUCCUGAGAGGCGCUUCAACUGCUUGAUUCCUCCUCCUCCUGGUUAUAAGGUUCCGAUCAAGUGGCCGAAAAGCAGAGACGAAGUUUGGAAAGUGAACAUUCCUCAUACUCACCUUGCCCAUGAGAAGUCUGACCAGAACUGGAUGGUUGUCAAAGGAGACAAAAUCAAUUUCCCUGGUGGUGGCACUCAUUUUCACUAUGGUGCUGAUAAGUAUAUUGCAUCCAUGGCCAAUAUGCUUAACUUUCCCAAAAACAUUUUGAACAACGGAGGAAGACUUAGGACGUUUCUAGAUGUUGGCUGUGGUGUUGCAAGUUUCGGUGGGUAUCUUCUUGCAUCAGAUAUUAUGACCAUGUCCUUGGCACCAAACGAUGUGCAUCAGAACCAAAUCCAGUUUGCUCUUGAGAGAGGGAUUCCUGCUUACCUCGGCGUUCUAGGGACAAAGAGGCUCCCAUACCCGAGCAGAUCCUUUGAGCUUGCACAUUGUUCACGUUGCCGUAUUGAUUGGCUUCAGAGAGACGGUAUCCUUCUUCUCGAGCUAGACAGGGUGCUGAGACCUGGUGGCUAUUUUGCGUAUUCAUCUCCGGAAGCAUACGCACAAGACGAGGAGGAUCUCAGGAUAUGGAGAGAGAUGAGUGCUCUUGUGGAGCGUAUGUGCUGGACCAUUGCUGCUAAAAGGAACCAAACUGUGAUUUGGCAGAAACCAAUGACAAACGACUGUUAUCAAGAAAGAGAACCUGGAACUCAGCCUCCUCUAUGCAACUCUGACAGUGAUCCUGAUGCUGUGUAUGGUGUCAACAUGGAAGCUUGCAUUACUCAAUACAGUGACCAUGACCACAAAACCAAGGGAAGUGGAUUGUCUCCAUGGCCAGCUAGAUUAACCUCUCCUCCACCUCGGCUAGCUGAUUUUGGAUACUCCACUGACAUGUUUGAGAAGGAUAUGGAAACUUGGAAGCAAAGGGUAGAUGCUUACUGGGAUCUCUUGAGUCCUGCAAUUCAAUCAGACACUGUGAGGAACAUAAUGGACAUGAAAGCAAACAUGGGUUCUUUUGCUGCUGCUCUGAAUGACAAAGAUGUUUGGGUUAUGAAUGUUGUUCCUGAAGACGGGCCCAACACGCUUAAACUUAUAUACGACAGAGGCCUGAUGGGUGCUGUUCAUAGCUGGUGUGAAGCAUUCUCAACUUACCCUAGGACUUAUGAUUUACUCCAUGCUUGGGACAUCAUUUCUGAUAUCAAGAAGAGAGGUUGCAGCGCAGAGGAUUUGCUGUUGGAGAUGGAUCGUAUACUUCGUCCAAGUGGGUUCAUACUCAUAAGGGACACACAAUCCGUAGUUGAUCUGGUGAAGAAGUAUCUCAAGGCUUUGCAUUGGGAAGCAGUUGAUACAAAGGCAACCUCAGAUUCGGACAAUGUUAUACUCAUUGUCCAGAAGAAGCUCUGGUUGACAAGUGAGAGCCUCAGAGACCUGGAGUGAUGAUCAUUGAUUAUAAUGAGGACAAAAAACAAGAUUCACCGAAGAUUUCUUUACUGAGAUCAUCUAAUCAAAGCAUACAACGAAGAAAAAUUCGUUUUAUAGCGGCAUUUAAACAUAUUUCUUUCUGUUUAAUGUUUUCUUUAUUUUACGUAUUCAUAUAUGUUCUUUGUAUGGUUCAGUAGAGAUGACUCAGUUUCCUAUAAACUAUAACUUUUUGGAUGCAAUUAGAUGUAUGCGUUCAAUCAUUGAAUAAUAGCUUAUAUAGACCCA